AUGUCGCGGCAACACAACCUCCUACCUCUCAACUGGCGACGUCCUGGUAAGAAAGAAGUCGCGGUGGCGGGAACUUAUGUCGCCGAAGAAGUAUCACAGCUCUACAGUAGCUCCGGAGGUGCAUCCAAACUCGACAUUGAAAAUGUCCAAUUUGUCCCAGAGUAUCAUCCUUACUUGCAUUUGGAGCACGCCCUGAAGGAAUACAUUGCAGCAACCCUACGUAUCCCGCUGACUGCCGUGACAUUCGAGGGUGACGGCCUUUGCGACAAGAUCGGGAAAUUGGAAAAAGACUACAGCAAUACCAAGAAGGGGCUCUGGCAUCAGUUGUGGUACGGCAUGGGCAAUGCGAGAGAUACUGCCGAGGCAUGGUUGGGUGUGAUACCCGACGCGUACGGCCUGGCAGUAGUCAAGACCGGAGUCGCUGUCGUGUUCAAGCUUGCCGAGGAUUCGAAGGAGAAACGGGAAAAGGUCUUCAAGACCUUUUCUGCCCUUCAAUCAACACUGCUGGAACUGCGCGCAGACCAUGCCCGGUUCCGAGACGACCCCAAGGUGCAGGAUUGUGCUGAAACUACAUACAAAGCAGUCGUGAAAGCGGUUGAAGACAUGGUUUUGGUGCUCGAAGACAUCGGCACGUCCAGCUGGACUGCUGCAGUGGCCAAAUUCAAGGCUAAGUUGCAACACCAUGGGGACAAACCGAAAGAGGACCGCCCAACACUGGACGGCAUCUUGGACGCCCUUGAGAAAAAAUUUGCGAGCUAUCAGCGCGCGAUCGGGCUGGCGCGCGACCGCUCACUCCAGCGCACAGAAGGGUUGAGCCGCCUCAAUGCGAUGGGCACAGCUCUUGCUUACCAAAACACCAACUAUCUGGUAAAGAGAACAGAUGAGGAAGCCGCCUAUCGCAGAAAGCAGCGCCAGGAAGACCAGGAAUCGCAUGCGAAGAUCAUCAAAGCCGUCCGAGGAACCGAGAGGAAUGUACAAGCGCUGCGGGUCGGAACAGCGAACGGACUUGAAGGAAUAGUGGCCCUGCAACAACAACAGCAACAGCAGCUUCUUGAACUUAACACAAAGAUGACGAGAUUCAUUAUACUCGUACAACACGAAAAAGCAACCAAUCUCGAGAUGGCCUUGAAACAGCAUUCAAAACACACCGCCGUCGUCAGCUUCCCCACCCUGUGCUGGAUCCUGGCCCAGCCGUUGUGGGCGUACAACCCUCACAAGCCGUUCGAUCUCGAACACAGCAUCCAACACCCCGGCAUUGACCUGCGUGCCGCCGUGACCGAACAGGCCGCGAUCUCCCAGGAAAUGCAAGGGCAAGCCCAGUCGCUCCUCGACCACAAACAGUUUUGCGACUGGAUGGCCCGCUCACACCCGUGUCUCAUCAUGGUCGACGCUGACAUGGAAGAGGCAACGCUCGAUGCCCUGUCCGCCAUCUCAGUCCUCAGCGGUACGUUGGCGACAAGCCUGAUGCAGGUGUAUCAGGGUGCCGCCGUCGUAGUCCACUUCUUCUGCGGACUGCACGCUGUGCCCGGUGACCCCUUCUACGGCCCCAUCGGCCUGGUGCGCUCGCUCAUCCUGCAACUGCUCACGAAACUCGACGCCCGGGACCCAGACAUGCGGACCUGGAGCCUUGACUUCAUCGACGACCGCGACUUCCUCGAAAGCCUCGAGCAGCAUUCCUUGCCGCAUUUGUGCGAAGCGCUGCACCGCCUCCUGUACGAGUUCCCGCCGGACACGUACGUCUAUUGCAUCGUCGACUCGGUCUCGUGCUUCGACGUCAGCCGGUUACUCAGGGAUCUCGGCGCUGUCAUGGAGUUGUUCCGGCGAAUUGUCAACGACAGGAAGCUGGCGCCCAUUUUCAAGGUUCUGCUCACCAACCCUGGGGAGAGCACACGAGAGAUCAGGAACAUGCCGCUCUUCAGGGAGGACCCUUCGCGGCUGAUCACUCUGAGCCGCCAUGAUGUCUUACCGGAGGAGAUCUCGGAAGGGGUGGUGAAUGACCACCUGCUCACAGCCCCUCCGCUUAUGCGGGGGAGGACGCCGUCUCCGUUUAGAUAUUCCCGCGCUCCGUCACCGGCGUUGUCCGCGAGGCAAGAGGCUGUUCCUGUCGUAAUGGGGGUCUCUCCUGACUUUGAAGGGUAUGGGGACGAUGAAGAGUACUGGUUGGAUAUGAGCGAUAAUUAA
Parathielavia appendiculata is the source of this 2181-nucleotide messenger RNA. RefSeq lists its product as uncharacterized. Lineage: Eukaryota; Fungi; Ascomycota; Sordariomycetes; Sordariales; Chaetomiaceae. The record is from RefSeq and is a predicted model, not a curated record. Bases 1 to 2181 code for a protein of 726 amino acids. The transcript is spliced from 5 exons.